Debaryomyces fabryi is the source of this 2331-nucleotide messenger RNA. RefSeq names its product chromatin modification protein. Gene Ontology annotation, molecular function: RNA polymerase II general transcription initiation factor activity; protein binding. NCBI's taxonomy places the organism in Eukaryota, Fungi, Ascomycota, Pichiomycetes, Serinales, Debaryomycetaceae. Bases 1 to 2331 code for a protein of 776 amino acids. The record is from RefSeq and is a predicted model, not a curated record. Gene Ontology annotation, biological process: transcription initiation at RNA polymerase II promoter. Gene Ontology annotation, cellular component: transcription factor TFIID complex. The transcript has a single exon.
AUGGAGAAUAAUCAAUCUAAUGAUUCAAAUAGCAAUCAACAAUCCGCUCCUCAAAAUUCGAGAGCAGGCCAGCAACAGGUACGACCCCAACAAGGCAACGCAAGACAACAACAACCUCAAACAGCACUGCAACCGCCUAGGGGUCCGCAGCCACAAUUUUCCCAAGCAGAUUUGAAUCGUAUCGUGUUGGAAUACCUUAAUAAAAAGGGUUACAAUAAAACCGAAUCUAUGCUCAGAUUGGAAAGUUCCAAUACACCAACACCAUCAGUACCAUCAGUUAGUCCUGCAACGUCCAAUAUAGCUAGUCCAGUUGAAAUAUCCAGAAGAGAGAAGGAUUUGAAAGACAAGGCAAGUAGACAUGAACGAGAAUUAAGAGAAUUAAGAGAUAAACAAGUCAGAAUAGAACGUGAAUUGAGAGAUUCAAGAGAUAGAGAGUUUAGACUUGCUAAGGAGAAAGAAUUAAGAGACUUAAGGGAUUAUGAAGAGAAGCAAAAGCGUGAAAAUGAUCCAGAAAUAUAUUAUAGAGUUUAUUCUAUGUUGAGAAGUUGGGUGGAAACUUCUUUAGAUUUAUACAAGCCUGAAUUAUCAAGAUUAUUAUAUCCAAUUUUCAUUCAUUGUUUCUUGGAAUUAAUUGCUAAGAACUUUUCAUCACAAGCCAAAAGGUUCUUGGAUAAAUUUAAAGGCGAUCAUGUUAUGUUGCACGGAUUGGAGAUUAAUAAGCUAGCAGGUAUUUCCUUACCAGAACAUUUGAAGGAAAAUGAAUUGGCUCAAGCUUACAGAAAUAAUAAAUAUAGAAUUAUUGUCUCCAAGACUUCAAUUAAUUUAUUAUUAUAUUUCUUGCAUGAAAAUGAAGCAGUUGGUGGAGCCAUUUUAAUUCGUAUUAUUAAUCAAUAUUUAAAUCCUAUUAUUUCAACAACUAAGCCAGAUAAGGUUGAUCAAGAAGGUGAAGCUAAUCCAGAUGAGGGUAUACCCGAUUACAUUACCAAAACUAAUGAAAUAGAUAAAUUCAAUGAACAGCCAGUUAAAUUGGGUAAAUUACCAAUGGACCCAGAGGUACAAAAGGAAAUUGAAGCUGAGUUGAAAGUUAAAGAUGAAAAGGCAGACCCCGUUAACGAUAAGACUUUAGUAGAAGAGUUUCAAGAUAUAACUUCUGUCGAAGAUGACUCGCCAGCAAGAGAAUCGUUACCAUUACCUUUAAAGGAUGCGUCUGACAUCAAGAGACAGAUUUUAGCCGUUGAAGACUCUCGAUCGAAAAUUAAGUUGGGGGCUAUACAAGCAAGUGCUCCUUCUGUCUGUAUGUAUACAUUUCAUAACACAAAUAAUGAUAUGACAUGUUUGGAUUUUAAUGAUGAUUCUAAUUUAAUGGCUGCAGGAUUUCAGGAUAGUUUUAUAAAAUUAUGGAGUCUUGAUGGGAAACCUUUGAAGUCAGUAUUUAAAAAGGAUAAGUACAAUAAUGACAAUAGCCGUAAAUUAAUAGGACAUAGUGGGCCAGUGUAUGGCGUGUCCUUUUCUCCAGACAACAGAUACUUGAUUUCUGGAUCCGAAGACAAAACUGUGAGAUUAUGGUCAUUAGACUCUUAUUCCGCUUUAGUAUCUUACAAAGGACACAAUCAACCUAUUUGGGAUGUUAAAUUCUCUCCAUUUGGACACUACUUCGCCACUGCUUCUCACGAUCAAACCGCAAGAUUGUGGGCUACCGAUCAUAUUUACCCAUUGAGAAUUUUCGCAGGCCACAUCAAUGAUGUUGACUGUAUUGAAUUCCAUCCUAAUUCAAAUUAUGUGUUUACAGGAUCGUCGGAUAAAACGUGCCGUAUGUGGGAUGUUCAAACUGGUAAUUCUGUGCGUAUAUUUAUGGGACAUACUGGUCCUGUUAAUUGCAUGUCAGUUUCCUAUGACGGGAGAUGGUUAGCCAGUGCUGGUGAAGAUGGGGUUGUUAAUAUAUGGGAUGCAGGUUCCGGUAGAAGAUUGAAAACAAUGAGAGGGCACGGUAGAUCGUCUAUUUACUCAUUAGCAUUUUCUAGAGAUGGAGGUGUUUUGGUAAGCAGUGGCGCAGAUAACACAGUCAGAGUAUGGGAUGUCAAAAAGAAUACAAACGAUGCGGGCCCCGAGCCUGAAGCUUUCAGUUUUGAUAGUAAUUCAAACAAUGCAAAUGGCACAUCAAGAAAUGCAAGUGCCAAUUCGCAAAACUUUAAAAACGAUAAGUCAAGUAGAAAGGAAAUCAUAGCCACUAGUGACCAUAUGACAGCCUACUUUGCCAAAAAGACCCCUAUUUACAAAGUUCAUUUCACGAGAAGAAACUUAUGUCUCGCGGGUGGGGGGUUCAUGGGCUGA